GGAUUCUUUAAAGAAAAUCAGUUACAACUAAACGUCUAUAUCGAACAGUUCAGUUGAAAACCGACGGAAAAUGAAAUUCAUCUUUGUUCUUAUUGCAGUUAUUGCUGCGGUCGCUGCAGAUGAUAUCUACUCUGCCGAUCAGAUUCAAAAAUUGAAAACUUUGACCUCUGAAUGCGAAACCAGCAGUAAGGUUGCCCAUGAAAAAAUCUCUGAAUUCAGAAAUAAACAUUUCGACGACAACGAUGAACACCUCAAGGAAUAUAUGUUCUGCGUUUUCAAGAAACUCCACUGGAUGGACGAUGAGGGUGUCGUUCAAAAAGAUAAUAUCAAGAAAGAUAUCCAAGACAACAAAAAAAGCGCUGAAGCCAUGAAAGCCUGCAAAGGAACGGGAGGUAGCACCCCAGCCGAACAUGCAUACAAUAUUUACAAAUGUUACAUGCAACAUCUUCCAGCCGAUUACAAAUACCCAUUAUAAAUAAUUAAUGGUUAUAAAUAUUUUGAUAUUAAAAAAAUUAUCGCAAUGAAUAAAUAAAUGAAUAAA
This is a messenger RNA of Onthophagus taurus, 541 nucleotides long. The record is from RefSeq and is a predicted model, not a curated record. NCBI's taxonomy places the organism in Eukaryota, Metazoa, Arthropoda, Insecta, Coleoptera, Scarabaeidae.